AUAUAUUCUAACAAUAAGCACGAGUCUGUUUAAUCAGUCACGUGACCUAUACGUACGACACACUGGUGAGAGUUGUCUGUUCCAUGUCUGGUCUAAUCAGAUUGAUCACACUGUUUUGAUGGACGUUAAGCGGCAUGCACACAGUGGGUAGCACCAGGUAGCACAUGGCAGCGGUAAGAGUGGCAAGCCAAUAAUAAGAGAAGCACGCAACGACAUGUCCUUCCUACGCGGCUCCGCCAACUACGUUUGGUGCACCACCAGCGUGCUUGGCAAGGGUGCGACCGGCGCGGUGUUCCAAGGUGUCAACAAGAACAACGGGGAACCCGUGGCGGUGAAGACCUUCAAUCAGCUGAGCCACAUGCGGCCACACGACGUGCAGGUGAGGGAGUUUGAGGUCCUGAAGAAGGUCAAGCAUGAGAACAUCGUCAAGCUGUUAGCGAUAGAAGAAGAACAGGAUGGCCGUGGCAAGGUGAUCGUGAUGGAGCUCUGCACCGGCGGCAGCCUCUUCAACAUCCUCGACGAUCCCGAGAACACGUACGGUCUCGCGGAGAGCGAGUUCUUCCUGGUGUUGGAGCACCUGUCAGCUGGUAUGAAGCACCUGCGCGACAAUAAUCUAGUUCACAGAGACCUGAAGCCAGGUAACAUAAUGAAAUUCAUCGCCGACGAUGGCAGUACGAUAUACAAGCUUACUGACUUCGGGGCUGCUCGGGAACUGCAAGAGGAUCAGCAAUUUGUGUCUCUGUAUGGCACCGAGGAGUAUCUGCAUCCCGACAUGUACGAGCGCGCGGUCCUGAGGAAACCAGUUGGUAAAACGUUUGGCGCAACUGUUGAUUUGUGGUCCAUUGGUGUGACGCUCUAUCAUGUCGCAACGGGAAACUUGCCGUUUAGGCCGUUUGGUGGGCGAAGGAACAAGGAGACCAUGUUCUACAUCACCACGAAGAAAGCGUCGGGCGUGAUAUCCGGCUUGCAGACGUCGGAGAACGGGCCGAUUGAGUGGAGCAGAGAGUUACCGCAGACGUGCCAGUUGAGCGUGGGCUUGAAAAAGAUAGUGACUCCGUUACUGGCCGGUUUGUUGGAGGUGGAUCCGCAAAGAAUCUGGAACUUCGAUCGCUUUUUCAGUGAAGUCACAGACACGCUUUGCAGGAAGCCUGUUCAUAUAUUCAACGUUCACAAGGCCAGCCUGAUCAAGGUCUUUUUACAUCCGGAAGAGAAGCUGGUUGCUCUGCAGAUACACAUUCAAGACCAAACUGAGAUUAUGCCGCAUGCGCAGAUCCUGCUUCUCGGGGAGUCUCCUCUCACGAAUCUCGUCGAGGAAUCUACGCCAGGCAGAGGGUACCCCAGUACCAGCAACGACAAGCCGUUGAUGCUGUUCUCGCGUGAGAACAACAACGUCGUGCUGCCGAUGGAAUCCGAGCUGCCCAAGUUCCCCGUCUUCGCGAAUCUCGUUUCCGUGGAGAACGACGCGAGCCAAGCCAAGGUCGCGUGUUCCGUGGGACACGUCUGUAAACGUAGAAUCGAUAAAUUAGCAUUGUGCAGCAAACUGUCGCGGGAUGCCAUAGAAGCAUUUAGCGGCCUGCUAUCUACGGAACUUACUCGGGUACUGGACAAGUGUCAGCACUUGAAAGAAUUUACGAAAUCCGUGGAGGACACCGUGCUAGCGGUAGAGAGAAGCGAGACUUUUGCCAGGCACGUCUUUCGGAAAUUCGGCGGUCAGACCGCUGUGGACGUGAAAAAUUGGCGGAAAGAAUUGGACAUGAAGAGUAAAGAGCUUACCACCGAAUUGAAUCCAGCGAUAGUGCAACUUCAUCAAAGGUAUGUAAAAGAGGGAAGCUUACGGGGUGAAUGGGACAAUAGUACUCGCGGUUUGUGGUGUCCGUGGGCUACGAAAGCGAGUCAAAGGGCAGCGACAUUGGUUGAUCGUUUGAGGGAUGGGUGGCAACAUUUGCUGAGAGACAGGGCAACCCGUAGUCUCACUUACAACGAUGAGCAGUUCCACGUUCUUGAACGUAUAAAGGUCACGGAAACGGGACGACGAUUGAAGGCACUUCUCGAGACGGAAUGUGCACCGGCGAUGACGCAGCGAUCCGAGUGCGUCGCCGAUUGGUACAAAAUGGCACAAACGGUGUUCCUGCAAACUCAGAUAUUAGAUAAGGACAUAGACAGCUACGAGCACGUCUUGGAAUCAUUCUCCUACCGUUUGUCGCAAGAGAGCAAGGAGCGUAACGAGAAUCUUUUGCACUCACUGGACAGGCUUCCAGGAAAAUCGAAAACGGUCGAGAAGACGAACGUGCCGGCGCAGGAAAGCACGAAGAAGUGGCGCAAUAUCUGCGACGCUCAAGAGCAAAUUACGGUACUUCUGUAUGAAAACGGCCUGCUUGUAGAUCAAAUUGAUCAUUUGUCAGCGAUCGAUAGAUUGGAGGAUGCAGGAAAUACGGGAUAUGAGCUUUAAUGCGGGCAAUUUUGUCACUUCUCUAGCAAAUUGUUUUUUGACGACACAAGAUAAAGACUGAAAAUUAGAUUAUGUUACAUUAGACAUGCAAUAUACCUAUAUGGAUAUUAGUGUAUAAUUUACUAAGGUAAAUGUAAAUGAGGUAUAAUUCGUCUUUUACUCUCUUGACUAAAUAAAUAUUUUAAGAU
This is a messenger RNA of Ooceraea biroi (clonal raider ant), 2637 nucleotides long. It is a transcript of the gene IKKepsilon, whose product is annotated as I-kappaB kinase epsilon. Gene Ontology annotation, molecular function: protein serine/threonine kinase activity; ATP binding. The record is from RefSeq and is a predicted model, not a curated record. Gene Ontology annotation, biological process: peptidyl-serine phosphorylation. Gene Ontology annotation, cellular component: cytoplasm. Lineage: Eukaryota; Metazoa; Arthropoda; Insecta; Hymenoptera; Formicidae.